Myxocyprinus asiaticus (Chinese sucker) is the source of this 2522-nucleotide messenger RNA. RefSeq names its product A-kinase anchor protein 1, mitochondrial-like. Gene Ontology annotation, molecular function: RNA binding. The record is from RefSeq and is a predicted model, not a curated record. The coding region runs from base 18 to 1727 and encodes 569 amino acids. NCBI's taxonomy places the organism in Eukaryota, Metazoa, Chordata, Actinopteri, Cypriniformes, Catostomidae. The transcript is spliced from 10 exons.
UCUCAGGAUCCCCUGACAUGAGUAACUCCACAGAUGUGUUGACCGCAAAACCAGACAUGGGAUUAAAGAACCUUACCAGCACUUCUCCUGUGAUGGGCCUCAGCAAGGGAGUUCGACCUGAACCGGAAGGAGAGGUAUCCUUUCGUUUUCCUGAGAAUCUCCGAACCCAGCAAGAAAAGGACAGCAUUACUAACCAAGAUGACUCCGGACUGGAGUCAGAUCUGCUUUGUCUCUCUUCAAGCUGCCUUUCCACCAACUCUCACAUCUCACCAGGGCAACAACCAGGUUCUGUCCAUUUUGACAGUCAUGAUUGCAGCAGCCUGUCUGAUCUCUCCCCUAACGGAGACCUGAACCAAAAGGACACGGAGGAGUUCAGUUCAGGUCUGGUCCAACAGGUCGUAAAUGCAGCUACAGAGGAAUGGAAAAACCAGGAACCCAGAGAUCCAUGUGAGUUUGCUGGUGUUUCAAGACCUCUGGAAGAUGGUGUUCAGUCUGAUGUUCAAAUCCAAUUUCAGCAGCAUAACAGCAGUGAUGACAGCAGCAGGGACCCACAUCAGGACACCAACUCAUUCAGGAGAAAAAUACUCAGCCAUUUGGGAUCUUCUGUUGGAGAAGACUCUGGAUGCAGUUCCUGCUUCUCAGAGGAUGCAUCUGGUGCAGAGGGGCUCACCAGUGAUCUGUCUGAAGAGGGUCAAGGUAUUUUGAUUACCCCGACAUGGCCAAACACUGUUGAAAGAACAGCAAUUUCCAGCAUCCACAGAGAGGAUGAGGAUGAGGCCUGGAGAGGUUCGGCUGUUAAAUGUUUAAGCUGCAUUAGUGCUAAUACCCAGGUUAGCAGUGCUGCCUUAACUCCACCUCCAGCCCUGCCCAUCAUUCUCUGGGAUAUAGAGGUGCCUGCGCAUCUGGUUGGCCGAUUGAUUGGGAAGGAGGGCAAGUUUGUAAACUUUCUGAAGCAAAGCUCUGGAGCAAAUAUCUAUGUCUCCACCCUGCCCUUCACGCAGGACAUUCAGAUCUGCCACAUUCAGGGCACACAGCAGCAGGUGAAUGAUGCUCUCUCACUCAUCAGGAAGAAAUUUAAAGAUCUGGCCCUUAGUAACUGUGUCCCUCUGCCCCGCCUGCCCAUCACAACCUGGCUGCUGCUGCCUCAGGAUGUGUUUGUGGAGGUGAUCGUGUCACUGGUUGAAGGGGGUCAUCAUUUGUUCGUCCUGCAGCACAAGCAUCCGUCUUAUCAGGCAUUGUCCACUCUUUCACAGCACAUGCAGCUCUGCUACUCUCAGCCUGGAUGCCCCAGCCUGCCUACCCCUGUGGAGGUUGGGGUGGUCUGUGCUGCUCCAGUAGCAGGAUGUGGCUGGCAGAGAGCCCAGGUCAUCCAGUAUGACCAAGAGUUCCGAACAGCUCAGAUCAGAUAUGUUGAUAAUGGAGGUUAUGACACUGUAAACAGUGCCACCCUCAGGCAGAUCAGAUCAGACUUUGUGAUGUUGCCAUUCCAGACAGCAGAGGUAUUGUUGGAUAAUAUAAUGCCUUUGCCAGGAGAGGUGGAGUUUUCUCCAGAGACCAAAGCAGUACUGAAAGAGUUAACUGCAAAUGUGGCUUUAAUACUGAAGGUGACAGGCAGUCAGGAUGGCUUUCCACUGGUGCACAUAUGGAAACAGACAGGAGACGAGAUGGUUCUGCUGAACAGCUUACUGGCUGAACGUGGGCUUUGCUCCUGGUUUGACACGCUGUGAUGUCACCGCUUUUCUCUUAGAUUUUCUUUACACACUUCCCUGAUCUCCACAUGCACAGGAAAUGAAUAAUUUAAUUUCUAUUAAUGUAAGAUUUGUACAUUUGUUUGUUGUAUGCAAGAUUUGGUUUGUUGGAGAUGAGUUGAAACAUUAUCUUUAGAUGUUGUUGUUGUUUUUUUUUGUUUUGUUUUUUUGCUCUUAUUUAAAGAAUGAUAUAAAUUUUAAUGUUACUUUCUCAAAUGCUGCUUUACAUAGUAUGUCUGGGGUGUUAAACAAGCUUAUUUACUGUGUAUGUGAACAGUUCAGAAUUUAGACAAGGUUGUUAAUCUUUAUAUGAAUUUGAUUGUGUUUUUCUCUCAGGCAUAUUGUAUGUAGGUAGGUAUGAAUGUCGGGUAUUUUGAUAUUUAACUACAAUUUUCUUUUUCCAUCACACAAAAGGAGUUUUGUUCUCUAUUACCAAUAUUUGUUCUCACUUGGUCUUUGUAUUUUGUUUCAUUUCUCUCUGUAAAGGUGGAGGGAAAGUGUUGUACUCUUUGACUGUAGAGUCUUAAAGAACUCCAGCAGUGAAGAGCUCUUCUGCCAGAGCACCAUGAACUCAUGAUUCACUGCUCUGUACUCUCACACUGAUGCGGUCAAAUAUCUCACUGCUGUUGAAGUAAAAGCUCUGUGGAGAUCAAGAACCCAGUGUGUUUUCUGUCUUGUGCUUAUGUUGAUUUUAAGGUUAAGUGAGUAUGAUUAAUAGGGAUGUGCCAGGUUGGUUGACUAAUCGACUAGUCGUCUAACAACCCGACUAGUUGA